AUGACUCAGGCUGCCAUGUACCUAGCCUUAUCAAUGGCUGAGGCUGCAGAGAUUGAGCAUGGUAGCAACAUGUCCCUACAUGAUGAUAUAUCACCAUCAGUACUGAUUUCAUCAGGAUUAGAACUUGAAGAUCAACAGCACCAUCUUGACUUUGAUGCCAAGAUGAUUGGACAACAUGCUAUAGAUGUCCAGAAGGGCAAGAUUUUACAACACAUGAAUGCUCUUCACCAACACAUUGACACUUGGGCCUGGGUGCAGCUGUUGUAUAUGCCUAGUGUCUCCCGCCUGUGGUCACAAGAUGAUAUCACCACAGAAACCAAGGUUUACAGCAUCAGCCUUUUCCUGCCAUCCUCUCUACCUCAGCAAGUGCUAUGUGACAAUCGCUUGCUUAAAUACAAGUGGGAUUUGCAUAAAGCUCAGGCAUAUGACACCCUCAAUGACCUCUGCACUGUGCUUAACCUGCAAUGCCACCUCUACAAGUACAAGGAUGCAUUUAUUCGAGGACAAGAUGCACUUCUGAAUCUGGCAGCAAGGCUGGGCAAGAACGAUGACUGGGAGAGAAGCCUCAAGCCACUCAACAAGAAAACAGAUGCAGUCCCACUCAAGCAUGAUGAUGGCUGCACAGUAGGUCAGCAAAGUAUAUUAUGGAUCUGGAAGACUUUGGGCUCCAACAGCAACAGCCUAGGGCUACAGGACUCACUAUGUGUUGAAUGGUGUAAGGCAUGA
This is a messenger RNA of Suillus subaureus, 726 nucleotides long. RefSeq lists its product as uncharacterized. The record is from RefSeq and is a predicted model, not a curated record. NCBI's taxonomy places the organism in Eukaryota, Fungi, Basidiomycota, Agaricomycetes, Boletales, Suillaceae. The transcript has 4 exons. The coding region runs from base 1 to 726 and encodes 241 amino acids.